This is a messenger RNA of Thunnus maccoyii (southern bluefin tuna), 4759 nucleotides long. Its product is annotated as S-adenosylhomocysteine hydrolase-like protein 1. The transcript is spliced from 18 exons. Gene Ontology annotation, cellular component: cytosol. The record is from RefSeq and is a predicted model, not a curated record. Lineage: Eukaryota; Metazoa; Chordata; Actinopteri; Scombriformes; Scombridae. The coding region runs from base 212 to 1864 and encodes 550 amino acids. Gene Ontology annotation, biological process: L-methionine cycle.
ACAAAGCUACUCAGCCAGGUGACAGCUGAACCAGCGGCGGAAACAACGCUGCAGGACAUAACCCACCUCAACUGAAUGCACACAGAUAAUUAGUAGCCAGCUAGCAGCGCGAGGAUCUCGUUAGCCUGUGACGUGACGUUACUACCAGAGCAGGACUCAACGGUUGUAUUUCUGACCAGGUAACGUUUGACGUUUGACAGCCACCGUCGAGAUGUCAGAACCGGCCGGGGAGGCGAAGUUAGAGGUGAAACAGGCGAGCAAAGAGGUGAAAGAGAGCGAAAACGUAGCGGAAAAAUAUUCAGCCAUGACCGUAAGCAAGAACAGCGAGAUGACCAUGGGAGAGCUGUCGUCCGCCUUCAGCGCUGUGCCCACUCACAAGCCGGUGAAAAAGCAAAUCCAGUUUGUGGAGGACAAGCAGGAGUUCAGCAGGUUCCCCACCAAGGCAGGCCGUCGCUCCCUGUCCCGCUCCAUCUCUCAGUCGUCCACAGACAGCUACAGCUCUGCUGCAUCCUACACGGAUAGCUCUGAUGAUGAGACAUCACCACGGGACAAAACACAGGUCAACUCCAAGGGCAGCAGUGACUUCUGUGUCAAGAACAUCAAGCAAGCUGAGUUUGGGAGACGUGAGAUUGAGAUAGCAGAACAAGAUAUGUCAGCGCUGAUCUCACUCAGGAAGAGAGCACAGAGUGAGAAACCAUUGGCAGGUGCCAAAAUUGUGGGCUGCACUCACAUCACUGCACAGACUGCAGUGCUGAUUGAGACUCUGGUGGCUCUCGGGGCUCAGUGCCGCUGGACUGCAUGUAACAUAUACUCUACACAGAACGAGGUGGCUGCUGCCCUGUCAGAGUUAGGUGUGGCCGUGUUUGCCUGGAAGGGGGAAUCUGAGGAUGAUUUCUGGUGGUGUAUUGACCGCUGUGUCAACACUGAGGGUUGGCAGCCUAACAUGAUCCUCGAUGAUGGAGGAGACUUGACACACUGGAUGUACAAGAAAUACCCUAAUGUAUUCAAGAAGAUCAGGGGCAUUGUAGAGGAGAGUGUCACCGGGGUUCACAGGUUGUAUCAGCUUUCUAAAGCUGGAAAACUAUGUGUGCCAGCUAUGAAUGUAAAUGACUCUGUGACAAAGCAGAAGUUUGACAACCUGUACUGCUGCAGAGAGUCGAUCUUGGACGGCUUGAAGCGAACCACAGAUGUCAUGUUUGGAGGCAAACAGGUGGUUGUAUGUGGGUACGGUGAGGUUGGAAAAGGUUGUUGUGCAGCUCUGAAAGCUCUGGGAGCCAUCGUUUAUGUUACAGAGAUUGAUCCCAUUUGUGCCCUGCAGGCCUGCAUGGACGGAUUCAGGGUGGUGAAGCUAAAUGAGGUCAUCCGCCAGGUGGAUGUCAUCAUCACAUGCACUGGGAACAAGAAUGUGGUGUGCAGAGACCAGCUGGACCGAAUGAAAAAUGGCUCUAUUGUCUGCAACAUGGGUCACUCUAAUACGGAGAUUGAUGUGGCAAGUCUUCGGACCCCUGAGCUGACCUGGGAGAGAGUGCGCUCUCAGGUGGAUCACGUCAUUUGGCCUGAUGGCAAGAGAGUUAUCCUUCUGGCUGAGGGACGUCUCCUGAACCUCAGCUGCUCCACUGUUCCUACCUUUGUCCUGUCCAUCACAGCCACCACUCAGGCCCUGGCCCUUAUAGAGCUGUACAAUGCUCCUGAGGGACGAUACAAGCAGGAUGUUUACCUGCUUCCCAAGAAGAUGGAUGAAUAUGUUGCCAGUCUGCAUCUGGCUACUUUUGAUGCCCACCUGACAGAACUCAGCGAUGAGCAGGCAAAAUACCUGGGCCUAAACAAGAACGGUCCUUUUAAACCCAACUACUACAGGUAUUAGUCUGCAAGGAGCCACACCUCAGCACACCUAAAUGUGGACAGUACUCGACAUUACCUAUCCCCGAGACAAAAGAAAGGUUUAUGUAUAUAUUGUAUUUUCUACUCUUCACAGGAUGCACAGCUUAUAUUUGGUUGUACACUUAUGCACUUAUAUCUGCUGUCUUCUGAGAUUUUUACUUUCUGGUGCAUCUAUUUCCACACUUGCUGGCUCUUAGGUUGUUUUAGAGUUCAGAUAGAUACUGAGUAAUGUUUCAUAAUAUUGUGCCAAAUAACUGUGAGAGGGAAGAGGUUACAGUUGUCAAAAGUUAAUGGUUGUGAAAUCAGUUAAACCUGCAUUAAGAGAUAUUUUGAUAUAAACAUUGUAUCAAAUGUUAUGUGUAAUGUUAAAGGGUCACGUGUAAUGCAGAGCCCUCAAAACUCUGAAGCUCACUGAGCUUUUUAGCCUCUUUUAGCUCAUUGUUUAUAUACAACUGUUGACAGCCAUUGACAGCCAAGUCUAGCCUAGAAUAAAACCAUCAUGAAGCUGAUGUAAACCACUGGUUGGUGAAGAAGUCAAGCUGCAUGUUUUUCCUUGGAGUAGGUGGACCAAACCAGAGCUAAAAGUCCAGGGAACAUUGAACUUAAAUUUGUCAGGUGGCCAGAAAUAUGACUCUUAAUUAGAUGUUGUUGUGUGUCUGCUGGACGUGUAAGUAGGCAAUCGUUUGCUUACAAAAGAGCCAUAACAUCUUGAUAAGCUGACUGUAAAUCAAUGCUGUGUUUCUAUGAGUUUGUUUUUCUGCCCCUCAGUGGCCAAAAAAUCACUUGGUGCAGCUUUAAGGUUUUCUUUCUGUUUCGAUGUGGCAGCACUCACUUAAUACAUUCCAUCCACUAGAUACAGACAACAUGUCCUGACCUCUGUAGUAUCAUUCACAUUUCUGCUAACUUUCAGCUGAUCAGGGCAAAAAAAGGAGCUUCAAUGCUUUCUGAUCAUGGCUAACAUGAGAAGAGAGCUUGGCAUUUAUUUUCUUGAAACAAUGUGUCCAUUUAUGAGGUUAUAAUGUCCGGUAAGAAUAGUAUCUGCACCUCAGGGCAUUCAAAUAACUCAUUCAAAUCAUUUGUAAAUAUAUUUUUCAGCUCUGCAAAGUCUGACCUGAGUGUCCAUGUCUUUCUCCUGAGAUUACCGUUUUAUCUGUCUAGAGUAAACUGACCACUGCAGCUAUGUAUAUUCUGUUUAUAGCAUACGCCAGUCACAUGCUACUAUAUUUCAUACAGUAUGUUUAUACUGUAUACGCAACAGCCUCCAAUGAGCCUAUUUCAUAAAUGUAUUUUCAAAGAGUUAAUUGUUAGAUUGGUCUCAGGACUCAUCUUUUUAAUAACAGAAUAAUAACUUAAUAACAGAAAUGUAAACUCAUAUCCCCAAAUGCUCUGGACCAAGACAUGGAUAAGCUCUGUUGUCAGCACAUUUGACAGGACAGUUGUGUUCGCGUUACCUAUUGUGUUACCUUCUGCUUUUGCACCAUUAUUAUAGCUAUUCUAAUCAUCGUGUUUCCUGACAACUUUCAUUGUAGCUACUUAAUCACUGUUUUGUGAGGCUUGUUAAAUGCACAAAUUUAUUACGCCACAUUUACUUCUCUUUAUGUCACCUCAAUAUUAUUUUGAAUUAAGGGCCAUAUUGAAUGACUUAGUUGAGUGAUUGUGAGACUUUUUUUUUUUUAAUUCAAACUAGAUAGUGUGCAGGAAGUUGUGUCUUGCUGAAUUCAAAGCUCCUCAACACAUUUUUAACAUGCUGUAUUACCCUCCUGGUGGUCUGCGGGCUGACCUUACUCCACACAGUUGACGGUAUCGCCGUCCCCGCUACCACCUUGAUAUGUUAAGACGUUGCUCCACAUGUAUUCACAUGGUAUCCAGCAACAUCACCUUUCACAAAACUUAACUUUCAUCCCCAGAGUUACAGGUGAUUUCUGUAUUUAAUUUUGUGGAGUAUUUUCAGUUUUGUUUGAACAUGUUGGUCUUCUGUCACAUACUCGUGCUGUUUUAUUGAAUAGUAGCCUUCAGUGGGCGACUAUGACGUGCUUUCAUCUUUGCACUUGCAGCUUUAAAGGGCAUUAGAGCCAAGGGUAUUUGAGUGAGGACAUUGGCAGCAAGAUGAGCGCUGUAACCAUGGUUACAGGUCAGUCGACAGUGCCUUGUGACUCACUUAGUAAUUUAUAUUCACACGUACAACUGGGUUUUUUUUCUCAAAGUGUGGUAAUGCCCAACAUGGUUGUUAUUCUGCAAUAUACAGUGAUAGCUAUGCAGCAACACACUCAGUUUUCUUCUUCUGUCAAAAGUAUUUGACCUCUGCAAUGGUGGAGAGUUGUGAAAUCAGUGUUUUGCAUUAUUCAAAUAUAUAUUACUGUAAUAUGACUAACAGUUUUAGACAUUAGUAAGCAACAUUUUAUAUUCUGUUGUACUUAUUUACUUUUUACAUUGAUUCUAAUGUAUUUUUUCGUCCAAGUUUUUUUCUUUUCUUGUAAUCAUGCAUCAAAAUUACUCACAGUGAUCUUUUCAUAAUGGCACCUGAAAAUGCCUUUUAUAAUGGAUUCCAUUUGCUUUAACUAACAAUAACAAACAUUUUACCCUUGUUUUAACUCUAUCGUAGAGACAAAUGAAUGUGUUAUUACUGGAGCAAACAGCUUGACUCUUGUCAAAUUCAAAUAUUAUACCACUGUGAUUUGACAGUUGUACACUGUUGCUGGUUUGAAGUUUUUUUCAUGUGGGGACAAAGUUCUGUAAAUUAUGUUUUAGUUAUAAAGUAGGCCUAUAUUUUCAACACUGUAACUGUAGUUUAGUUUGAAGAACACAAUUACAGCAGUAUACACCCUGUUAAAGUUAUGUGCACUCUUCCCUUUAAUAAACUGCUCUUUCAAUUUGAAAA